UUUUCGACUCUGCUUUUCGUCGUGGCCGCAUCGUGCUCCGAUUGUGAACGAGUACAAUUCGCACAAGAAACGCAACAAACAUCGUAACAAUGGCAUUUGGAGAUGUGAAAACCGCCAACGGACUGAAGGAGCUGGACAAGUUCCUGGCUGACAACAGCUACGUGUCGGGAUACACCCCUUCGAAGGCCGACCUUUCGGUGUUUGAGGCGCUCGGUAAAGCACCGGCCGCCUCGAAUGUACACGCACUGCGGUGGUACAACCACAUUGCGUCGUUCAGCACCAAGGAGCGGUCGGAGUGGGGCGGACAGGCCCUGCCGCAGUUGGCCGGCGGUAAGCCGACUACUGCUGCUGCCGCCGCCGCUGAUGACGACGAUGUUGACCUGUUCGGUUCGGAGGACGAGGAGGAGAGUGCAGAGGCGGCGAAGCUGAAGGAGGAACGUUUGGCUGCAUACAACGCAAAGAAAUCGAAAAAACCUGCCCUGAUCGCGAAGAGCUCAAUCCUGCUAGACGUUAAGCCGUGGGAUGACGAAACAGACAUGGCGGAAAUGGAAAAGAGCGUCCGAAGCGUCGUAAUGGACGGUCUUCUGUGGGGUGCUGCAAAGCUCGUCCCGGUCGGCUAUGGCAUCAAGAAACUGCAGAUUUGCUGUGUUAUCGAAGACGACAAGGUUUCUGUAGAUGAGCUCACAGAGAAGAUCCACGAAUUUGAAGACUUAGUGCAGUCGGUUGAUAUUGCUGCGUUCAAUAAGAUCUAACUGAGAAGAGUUGAAUAAAGUGUAACUUUUCUAAGAUUUGA
This is a messenger RNA of Anopheles bellator, 793 nucleotides long. It is a transcript of the gene eEF1beta, whose product is annotated as probable elongation factor 1-beta. Bases 90 to 752 code for a protein of 220 amino acids. Gene Ontology annotation, cellular component: cytosol; eukaryotic translation elongation factor 1 complex. Gene Ontology annotation, biological process: translational elongation. Gene Ontology annotation, molecular function: translation elongation factor activity; guanyl-nucleotide exchange factor activity. The record is from RefSeq and is a predicted model, not a curated record. NCBI's taxonomy places the organism in Eukaryota, Metazoa, Arthropoda, Insecta, Diptera, Culicidae. The transcript has 2 exons.